CUGAAACCCUCUCUCUCACACAGAAUAUAAAAAAAGUUGGCCAAAGUCUGUCUCAGCUCCAAUAGCUACCAGACACCCACAACAACCUCUCUCUCUUUUUAUCGCUCUCUCUCUCUCUCUCUCUCUCUCUCUCUCUCUCUCACACACACACACACACACCACCCCUCACUCCUGGCACAGAGAAGACAGGACCACUGGAGAGACCAUACACACCUCCGCCUCCUCCUCCAGUCACUCACCCAGCCAUCGCCAGACGCUAAGCCCAAGGAUGUGGACUUUGCUCUUGGGGGUCACCUUAGGAUUACUGGCCUCUUCCAGGUCGGAACCGGCUCAAGUGAAAUCUCGUAGCUGCAGCCAUGCCGGAGUGUUCCACGUGGAAGGACCAGAUCGCUACUCAUUGACCUUGGACCUGGCCAAGAAGCUGUGUGAGAGCCUGGGAAUCACCAUUGCCAGCAGGGAACAGGUCAUCGAGGCUCAUGCACGUGGCCUAGAGACCUGCAGAUAUGGUUGGAUCAGCAACGGAAGCACCACCAUCCUCAGACAAAAGGCUCAUGUUAACUGUGCCAACAACACGACUGGGGUCUUCUUCCAUCAAGUCUCUCCGGAAAAACCCUUUGAUGCCUUCUGUUUCAAUGCAUCAGAGUUGGCUGACAAGAACUGUGAUGCGGCCAUCAACCCUGAUUCAACAGGACCAGAGAGUGUUCAGGUGACAGAUGCUGCAGAUGAGGCCACAGGACCUGAGGAUGGAGCCCAGCCGGAGACCACCAUCAACUCCGAGCCUGACACCCAGGACACCACCUCCGCCCCUGGAGAAAGGGGAGCAGAGAGCACCACUGAGGUAAUGGAAGCAUUGGACACAGACCAGCCUGCACCCACUGAGGCCAGCCAAGUAAAGUCAACAGCAUGGGCUGAGGGUUAUGCUUCAGAGGGGGCAGCCACAGAAAGCCUUGGCAUAGGAAUGACGGUUGAGGGGAAUGGGACCCAGAAAGCCAGCCCCGCUGAGCACCCUGGGGUGGUGGUCACUGAGACGGAAGAAACCACUGUGUCUGGAAUGUUGCCUUCUGGCACAGAUGAGGAGGGGGCCUCUUCUAUGACACCAUCUGUUAAAGAGCCAGGAGAACCACAGGGCCGGGCCAGAGAGGAGGAUUUACAGGAGAAGGAGGUGGAGGUAGGAGCCUCCACGCAGCCCAUUCCUAAUGGGAAGAUGAAUCCAGGUAUGGGAGCAGACCCUACUCCAGCUGGGAAGGAGAUCAGUAGCACACCCAAUUGGCUGAUCAUUGUGGGAGUGCUUGUGGCACUGGUUGCUAUUCUCCUCACGUGUUUUGUUGUGGUCAAGUAUAAGAGCUGGUGCGGUCAGCAGCAGACCCUGAUGAUCACCAACAGGGAUGGGAAUGAGGGUAACGGUGCAGCGGCGUCAGUGGCUAGCUCCCGCGCCCAGGAGAGAGAGCAGGAGAUGGUGACCCUGAUGAAUAAAGAGAAGAUCCAGGAAAACGGAAACAAGGAGGAGUUCACCGCCAUCACACUGGAGGAGUCUCCAGAGAAAGAACAGCUAGCGUGAGAGAGUAGAGGAGACAGGGAGUGUGUGAGUGAGUGAGAGAGAGAGAGAGAGUGAGUGAGAGAGAGAGAGUGAGAGAGAGAGAGAGUGAGAGAGAGAGAGAGAGAGAGAGAGAGAGAGAGAGAGAGAGAGAGAGAGAGAGAGAGAGAGAGAGAGAGAAUAAUAGCUAUGGGGGUCAUGACACUGGGGCAGGACUAGAGAGAGGCUGGGUGGGAUGGAGACGGACACUUUGGCCUGGUACCAACCAGACGGACACGCUGAACAUACCAGCUGGGGUUGGGGUUGGUGCUUUUAAAUGGAAGUGGUGGGUAAUGCUGUAUUGAUUCUGUUUGUUCUUUUAUUCUGGUGAGUAUGGCUGGUUUGCCCCACCUACUUUUUACUGAGGUACAACAUCUGGACCGACCCUUUCCCUGUCUGUCAGAUGAGCUAGAUAGUCCCUUAAAACCAAGAGGAGCAAAAUUAUGCUUUUAGCUUCCUAUGUCAUGGUGGUUAGAAUGGGAUCAUUUUCAACAGCAGGAGUCAACCCAGGCUUCUAGAAAGACACAGAGAUACACACCUGUUGAUAUUCACCCCUGCCUUUCAAUCAGGGUCUAAUCUAAAUCUGAGAAAAUCAUACUGGCUUCUCUAGCCAACAGGUAACAUUAAUAAAACAUUUGAGUGCCAGGUUGAAAUGCACCCUGCAGACCCUGGAUAACUGGAGGUUGACAAUGACAACCCUGAUCUAAAGCCUGAUGUAUGUUUUGCUCUAAGUGGAGAUGUUGAAGGUGUGUGUGUGUGUGUGUGUGUGUGUGUGUGUGUGUGUGUGUGUGUGUGUGUGUGUGUGUGUGUGUGUGUGUGUGUGUGUGUGUGUGUGUGUGUGUGUGUGUGUGUGUGUGUGUGUGUGUGUGUGUGUGUGUGUGUGUGUGUGUGUGUGUGUGUGUGUUUGUGUGUGUGUGUUUGUGGGGAGAGAUAAAGUGGGUUCAUAAAGUCAGAGGGAUAUGAGUGUGAGUUUUAAAGGUGGGGGAUGGGGGAGCUUGGAUGCCCUCCAAGUUCAAUAGGGGAUUCAGGUUUGAAGGACAUUGUUGAUACUGUGUCACUCAAAGCUUUUGAGGCAUUGGGUUGGAAAAUAGACACACACACUCACAGAAAUGUCAAAACUAAACAGACAUGGGUGGAUAAUUUGGCUCGAUGUUCAUGGGAUUCAUAUUGUUUCUGAUGAUGGAUAAUUGUGAGAUGUUGUGGCCCACUGAUGUCGUUUCUUUUGAUAUUAACCUUGUGUAUAUUUCACUUCUUUCCUGUGGAUUGCGGUUUUAUUUUGUUUUUACAAGAAAACACAAUAUUACUAUUUAAAUUUGUGCAGUUUGGAUAUUAUUAUUAUUUUUUGCUUCUGUAAAUAAUGUAUGCGUGUUUUCCAAAUGGCUUAGAAAUAGUGGUCAAUCAUCGUUUUGGCAUGCACGUGCCCUUUAAUGAUUAAAGAAAAGCUGCCAUAUUUGAGUUAUUUAAUCAAAUGCAGAAUUUAAGGAGGUGUUCAGUUGUGAUAGAGCAUUUGCAGUAGAGUGGAUAUUGUAUGAAUCAACUUCAUGUACAGUAUUCAAGACAGUGCAUUUUAAAUACCUUUAUUAUGAUGUCAAUUAACAUGGUCUGUAUACAUGAUUAAGUCAUGUUGGAUAGCACACAUGAUUGUAUAGAACAUUUGGAUGUUGGGGUUCACAUGAAUUGUACCAUAUAAUUCAUUUCAUACUAUAUUGACAGAAGCGUGCAGUCUACAAUGACCUAGCAUUGUGUAGUAAUGCAUUAAACUGUGAUGAAUAUCAUCCAAUGGCACCUAACAGAUAGAGCCCUAGGAGUGCUGGAACACCUGCCCUUUUGCCCUCCUAUGAAAAAUGUGUCCUUUUGGUUGGUGGUGUUUUUAAAAACGAGUUUAUUUUUCUCACUUGUAACUUUAAAUGCAAUGAAUUUCGUAUAAAAGUAGAUCAUUUCUCAUGAACUCAUUAAUCUUGAAAAAAAGUCCUCUGCCACCGGAACAGUGCGUUGCUGCGCUUGUCCUCGUCACAUGCACGAGCUUCCAACCUGUUAUAAUAUUAUAUUACAAUAUGUAAUAUGCAUAAACAUUUGCAGUGUACAAACUUAUUAACAUGAUCAACAGGAAUUACAUGUAUGCUAAAUGGUGGCCCAAAAUAUCUAUCUGAAAAGCCAUGCUUCCAAUAAGCCAUGCCUCCAAUCUGAUAGGUUGCCACUUCCACAAUAUAUUAUUCAAAAGGUUCAUAAUUGAACCCCCCAUCAUCAAAAGGUUCUGGCUUGAACCUCUAACACAAGAGUUCCUUGAAGACCCCUUUCAACUGGAAAGGUUCCGCUGGUGUGGCAACCCAAAUGGUUCUUCCAGGCACCUUUACUUCUAAGAGAGUACAUUAGCGAUGAUCAGCUGAUAUAGACUACCCACCACAGGAGUGAUUCUAGGCACGUAAAGAAGUAGUGAUUCUUUCUAACUCCCUUUCUGGGUUUUUUUGUCAAAUGAAAAAAAUGUUUAGUCUGGCUACAGGAGCAGUAGAAAUGUAUGACUGGAAUUAAGGUUGAUUUUUUAUUUGACUUUGAACACCUGCUCCAUCAAAGGUCUGUGGAUUGCUCAGGCACCCAAUAACAAUUGCCAACAUAACAACCAAUCUACAACCCUGAGGAGUGACUGCCUCCCUCACUGACUAAACUAUUACAAAUGACCAGGACACACAGAUAUUACAGAAAUGGUAGUACAGUAGAACUCCAAGAACAGCUCUGGGUUGUAAUUCUCUGGGUUCCUUUGUAACAAAGGAGCGGAGGCCAUCUUGUUUCUGUGGCUUUCCCUUUUAUGUGCACCAGAUGGAGGGAUCAAAUCAAAUCAAAUGUUAUUCGUCACAUGAUAAACCAUCAUUGUAAACCGUCAUUGUAAACCACAAGUGUAUAUGAACAGUGAAAUGAUUACUUACGGGCCCUUCCCAACAAAGCAGUGAACAAAAUAUUAGAAAUAAUAGAAAAAUAGAAAAAUAAUAACAUGAAAAUAAAUGCACAAUUAGUCAAAAUAACUUGUUUGAUUGUAUGUGGGAAGGAGGGUAAUGAAUGCAUGUGUCUCUGGCCAGGAGCUCUGUGUCUCCAUACUGAUCCAGUUCCCAAAGUGCCCAUUGCUCCACACAUCUGAGUGAUUACAUAUUCAUCUUCAUGCUGAAUUUUUCUUUCGUAGGCAAAUCCCUUCUAUGUGUGGUUUUGUGUGGGUAUUGUGACAGUACAUUUGUCAUGCCUUUUCAGUAAGAGGCAACCGAUUUGAAUCACUCUUUGUGUCCCAAGAUUUCUGAGGACUAUUUGCCUCCAUUUUUGUUGUUUUAUUUUGUUGCUUUCAUGCGAUUCACUUUGAGAAAAAUGUGCAAAUCAUUUAGUGUAGGAGUGUAUAAUGAUGAAUUAACAAAACUUUGUUAAUGAUAAAGAUUUGUAAAGUCAUGGAUAAAAUAAAUGUGUAUAGAGGAAAUUA
Molecule: messenger RNA, 5030 nt
Organism: Oncorhynchus keta (chum salmon)
Lineage: Eukaryota; Metazoa; Chordata; Actinopteri; Salmoniformes; Salmonidae
Product: CD44 antigen-like
Exons: 8
Coding region: 269-1558 (429 amino acids)
Biological process (GO): cell adhesion; inflammatory response; positive regulation of ERK1 and ERK2 cascade
Cellular component (GO): macrophage migration inhibitory factor receptor complex; plasma membrane; basolateral plasma membrane
Molecular function (GO): cytokine receptor activity; hyaluronic acid binding
Source: RefSeq, a predicted model, not a curated record